Molecule: messenger RNA, 1086 nt
Organism: Colletotrichum graminicola M1.001
Lineage: Eukaryota; Fungi; Ascomycota; Sordariomycetes; Glomerellales; Glomerellaceae
Product: glycoprotease
Exons: 1
Coding region: 1-1086 (361 amino acids)
Biological process (GO): tRNA threonylcarbamoyladenosine modification
Cellular component (GO): cytoplasm; EKC/KEOPS complex
Source: RefSeq, a predicted model, not a curated record
AUGGCCGAAUCCCCCUCCAAGCUGACGACAGCAACCAUGUCCAAGAAGCGCGGCCUCCUCGCCCUCGGCUGCGAAGGCUCCGCCAACAAACUCGGCAUCGGCGUGAUGCUCCACAACGGUACCGAGUCCACGAUCCUCUCCAACGUCCGACACACCUUCGUGUCGCCGCCUGGGACGGGUUUCCUCCCCAAGGACACGGCCAAGCACCACCGCGCUCACUUUGUCCAGCUCGCGCGCCGCGCCCUCCGCGACGCCGGCGUUGCCCCCGCCGACCUCGACUGCGUCUGCUUCACAAAGGGCCCCGGCAUGGGUGCGCCACUGACCUCGGUCGCCGUCGCCGCCCGCACCCUGAGCCUGCUGUGGGACAAGCCUCUCGUAGGAGUAAACCACUGCGUCGGCCACAUCGAGAUGGGCCGCACCAUCACCGGCGCCCAGAACCCCGUCGUGUUGUAUGUCAGCGGCGGCAAUAGCCAGGUCAUCGCCUACGCCGAGCAGCGGUACCGCAUCUUCGGCGAGACCCUCGACAUCGCCGUGGGUAACUGCCUCGACCGCUUCGCGCGCACUCUCGAGAUCAGCAACGACCCGGCCCCGGGGUACAAUAUCGAGCAGCUCGCCAAGCAGGGCCGCCGGCUGCUCGAGCUGCCGUACGCCGUCAAGGGCAUGGACUGCUCCUUCUCGGGCAUCCUGGCCUCCGCGGAUAUACUGGCGGCGCAGAUGAAGGCGGCUCAGAAGAGGGGCGAGGAGACGUUUACGCCGGCAGACCUGUGCUUCUCGAUGCAGGAGACCGUGUUCGCGAUGCUGGUCGAGAUCACGGAACGGGCCAUGGCCCACGUUGGCAGCAACCAGGUGUUGAUCGUGGGUGGCGUCGGCUGCAACGAGAGGCUGCAGGAGAUGAUGGGCGAGAUGGCCAAGGAGAGGGGCGGUAGCGUGUACGCUACCGACGAGAGGUUCUGCAUCGACAACGGCAUCAUGAUCGCCCACGCCGGCCUGCUGGCGUACGAGACUGGCUUCAGGACGCCGCUCGAGGACAGCUCGUGCACGCAGCGGUUUAGAACAGACGAGGUUCACAUCAAAUGGAGGGACUGA